Ceratitis capitata (Mediterranean fruit fly) is the source of this 3601-nucleotide messenger RNA. RefSeq names its product glucose dehydrogenase [FAD, quinone]. Gene Ontology annotation, molecular function: flavin adenine dinucleotide binding; oxidoreductase activity, acting on CH-OH group of donors. Lineage: Eukaryota; Metazoa; Arthropoda; Insecta; Diptera; Tephritidae. The record is from RefSeq and is a predicted model, not a curated record. Bases 1351 to 3213 code for a protein of 620 amino acids. The transcript has a single exon.
ACUAGUGCAUAAGUAGGAAAAUUAAAAAAAGAAGCUAAUAAAAACAAAACCAAGGCUUCUCAACGAUCUUAAGACAUGUUGUGAGAUAUCAAGAGUUUUGAAAGACCUUUUCACUGUUUUUAUGUUUUCCUUUUUUUUAACCAAAUUUUUCUUAAAUAAAUCAAAAGGCGUACCAAGCACCAAACCGUUCUGACAACUGCUUUUCAAAUCCUUCCGACGCACAAGAAAACGCGAUUUGUGCACUUCCCCAUAUGAGAUUCCUCUUUCAAUCACCGGGGUUACCGCAGCCAUCGCAAGACAUUCCGUUCCCCAAGUUCAACAUCCAACAAUAAUAUUUGUCGACUCGCUAAGUUACAAACUUUGGUUAACGUGUCCACAGCCAUGCACCACAGACAGCAACGAAGCAACAGCCGAAAAGGAAAAACAAGAAAGAACAAUGUGCCUACACACAAUCAACCGCGUACUUAGAGAAUUCAACUUCACUUUCCAUAGACUAUUAAACGAUACGAGUGCGCACAUACCUCGCGCGCACCUUGAGACGCAGCAACGGCGAAUAGUUUGCAAGUUCAACAGCGGUGUUUGUCGUCGACUUAAUUUGCUACCGACAAAGAAAACCAAUUUCGUUAGCACCAACAGCGACGUCGUCGCGCUAGUGUGGUGUCGUGUUAGUCGUUUGCGCCGACGCCGAUUUGAUCUGUUGAACAACCUGUUCGAUGGUGGCGCGAAUUCGCAUUGAAUUAUUUUUGUUUUUUGGGUUUCCUUCAUUUUUGGUCGGUAUCAAGUAAAUCGCAGAAGAAGAAGCUGAGCAACGAAGAAUAGUUGGCCGAACACAUCGUCGUCGUCGUCGUCGUCGUCUUAUUCACCAUGAAUAUUAAAAACACUCACACCAGCCGAACGGUGAGCAUUCAAAGUUACGUUUCCUCGGCGUUAAGACGCGCGUUACCCACUGAGAAUACGGUUCAGUGCAAACGGCGAAGAAAACGGGCCCGCGGUUCAAACAGCGGCAAAGCAAAAAUAUAGGAAAAAAGCAAAAGUGUUUAGAACGCAACGGCAGCGUUAAGAAGCUGAUGUAAAAGUCCAUAAGCAAACGAGUGCAAAGUGCAAAUAAAGACAUUGAAGAAAAUUAAAAAAUCAAGAAAUUUAUUUACAACCGAUUUAUUAAAGAUUUUCUAAAACCAAAGACCAAAAACCAGAACACUAGAACUUUGAAACUUUUGAGUUUGUGCUUAUAAGAAAUAACUGUGCUUAAUGCGUGCGAAUAAAAUUAAGGUAGCCGCAGCCUAAUAUGUGACUAAAUGAACUAUUCCACAAAAUAAAGAAAAAAACUGAAGAUAAUCACACAAAAACAAAAUGUUCUUCCUCCUUAAAACACGUUACCUGCUUCCCGCGUUCAUCUGUCUUUUCUGCGCCUACACUUUAGCACAAGAACGCAAUGUUAUACUGGAAACCUUCGACUUUUUGCGACGCGGUCAGCAAGAUGCUGAUUUGGAGAAUUACGACAACAAUUUGCAAAUGGAAGGUGAAUAUGAUUUUAUAGUCGUUGGUGCGGGCACAGCAGGUUGUGCGAUCGCCGCGCGCCUUUCUGAGAAUCCCAAGUGGAAGGUGUUGCUGCUCGAGGCUGGUGGACCGGAGAGUCUCAUUAUGGAUGUGCCGAUAGUGGCGCAUUUUCUGCAACUCGGCGAAAUGAAUUGGAAGUACCGCACACAGCCGUCCGAUCGCGCUUGUUUGGCGAUGAACAACAAUCGUUGCAACUGGCCGCGUGGGAAGGUUAUGGGCGGCUCGUCGGUGCUAAACUAUAUGAUGUAUACUCGUGGCAAUCGACGCGAUUACGAUCGCUGGGCGGAGUUAGGCAAUGUGGGCUGGAGUUGGCGUGAUGUGUUGCCGUAUUUUAAGAAGUACGAGGGUUCGAGUGUGCCCGACGCCGAUGAGGACCUGGUCGGACGCGAUGGUCCCGUAAAGGUCUCCUACGUUAACUGGCGUUCGAAGAUUGCUGAGGCUUUUCUCGAAGCCGCGCAGCAGGAUGGCUUGGAUCGCCGCGACUAUAAUGGGCACAUACAGAAUGGCGUAAGUUAUCUGCAUACCACUACGCGCAAUUCGACACGUUGGAGUUCAAACCGCGCCUACUUGUAUCCGCUGAAGGGCAAACGCCGUAAUUUGCAUGUCAAGAAAUUCGCUUUGGUAACAAAGAUACUUAUCGAUCCGACCACAAAAACUGCAUAUGGCAUUAUUGUGCGUACUGAUGGACAGGAACACAAAAUACUUGCACGUCGCGAGGUUAUUGUUAGCGCUGGCGCCAUUAAUUCGCCACAACUGUUGAUGCUUUCGGGCAUUGGACCGGCGAAGCAUUUGCGUGAGAUGGGUAUUAAGCCUAUUGCGGAUUUGGCUGUUGGCUACAAUCUGCAAGAUCAUACAGCCCCUGCGGUGACUUUCACCACCAACGCGACUUCACUGCAUUUCGAAGACUUUGCCGAUCCAACGUUGGUGAAUCGUUUCAAUCGUCAGGAAGGGCCGUACGGCUCACCCGGCGGCUGUGAGGCUAUAGCUUUCUGGGACUUGGAUCAUCCGCAAUUGAAAGACGGUUGGCCGGAUAUUGAAUUGUUCUUAGUAGGCGGCUCAAUGUCCUCUAAUCCAGCAAUAUCCCGCGCUUUUGGUCUUAAAAAAAUUAUCUACGACGCCAUGUUCGCAGAAAUAGAAGAUCGUGAACUCAAUGCCUUCAUGAUAUUCCCCAUGAUCUUGCGGCCGAAGAGUCGUGGACGCAUUAUGCUAAAAAGCACUGAUCCACAAAAAUAUCCACUCAUCUACUCAAACUACUAUUCGCAUCCCUACGAUGUCGACAUAUCAGUGCGUGGCGUGCUAAAGGCAAUAAGUCUAGCCAAUUACCCAGCCUUUAAGAAGAUCAACGCCAAAGUAUGGAACCGCCGCAUACCAACUUGCCCCGGACUCAAAUUCGGCACUCGCGAAUAUUGGGAAUGUCAUGUGCGACACUUCACAUUCACCAUCUAUCACUAUUCGGGCACUGUGAAAAUGGGUCCAGCAACAGAUCCCACAGCGGUAUUGGAUCCGAGAUUGCGCGUGUAUGGCAUUAAAAAUUUGCGUGUGGCUGAUGCAAGCAUCAUGCCGGAGAUCAUGUCGGGCCAUCCGAAUGGUCCGGUUUUCAUGAUUGCUGAGAAGGCGGCGGAUAUGAUUAAAGAGGAUCAUGGUUUCAAGCAGUGACGAAUAAAGGGUAGCUAAAGGAAUAGAAUUAAGUGAAGUUGAGUAUUUGAAUGCCAAGCUUUCCAAAAUGGGGACACAAAAUAAUUCUUAAGUUCGGGUGGGCACAUUGUAGAGCAAUUCUCACACAAUAAUAAUUUAAUUUAGCCGCUAAGUGAACAACGAAACGAGUUGCCAAGUAAAUUUACACAGUGUUUAGUGUUUUAAGUGUGCGCUUUUAAGAAAAUAUGUAUUAAAAGAUAAUUAGUUUUUAAUCUAACAAAUGUACAAGGCAAGCUUUUGCUUUUCGCUGAGCAACAAUGAAGAAUUCUAAGUCUAAAUAUUUACAGUUACUUUUAAAUAGUCAAAUAAUUAAGUAAAACAAUCAGUGCACUGAAAAAAGUUAAUAUCG